Plasmodium relictum is the source of this 6684-nucleotide messenger RNA. Its product is annotated as conserved Plasmodium protein, unknown function. Lineage: Eukaryota; Apicomplexa; Aconoidasida; Haemosporida; Plasmodiidae. The record is from RefSeq and is a predicted model, not a curated record. The transcript has a single exon. Bases 1 to 6684 code for a protein of 2227 amino acids.
AUGUUAAAAAAAAAUGACAUUUUCAUUUUUAAAAAAUGGUGUAAUAUUAAUAAAAAGAAGAAAAGAAACAAAAAAAAAAAAAAAAUUAAAAAAUUAUCAAAAUGGAAAUACUUAUGCAGAGAAAAUUUGAGCAAUAGAAUAUGUGAUAUAAAUGAAAUUUCAUUAACACACAAUGUAAAAAAAUUUGUAAAUUAUCAUUUAAAAGAAAACAUUAAAAGAAAUAGUAAUAUGCAUACAUCUAUAGGAAAAAAAAAGAAAAAUUACAGUGAGGCUAGUAAGAAAUUAAAUAAUGAGGAUAUAAGUAUAAAUUUGUUACAUAUUAUAAUAGAAUAUAUAAAGUUAAAAAUAUUGUUAAAGAAAAAAUUCAAUUUAAAUAAUAUAUCAAAUAAAUAUAAUAAUGAAAACAAUUUUUUUAGUGACUCUACAUCAGCAUCAUCGAAAGGUUUUUAUGAAUUUGCAAAUGAAAAUAAUAGUAUUUUUCAAAGGAGAAAAACUGUUAAAAAAGAAAAAGAAAAUUUUGAAUACAUAAAUAAAGUAAAUUCUAAUAUAACUGUUGAAAUUUAUUCCUUAUUUACCUUUUUCUGCACAAAAUUAAAAGUAAAAGAAAAUAUUGUUCCAAAAGGCAAAAAUCUUUUAAAUAAAUUUCCAUUAAAUAAAAACGCUUUAAAUAAAAAGCAACAUGGCCAAAAAAUUUCGAGAGAAAUAAAUAAUAAGCAGAUCCCUAAAAAUAAAGAAGAAAAAAAAAAUGAUACACAAGGUGAACUGAGUAAAGAUCCCUCGAAAAAAAUUGUAGAAAAUAAUAAUGAUCAAUUAGAGAAGGGAGAUAGUGCACCUGUUAUGAAUGGUGAUCAAAACUCUGUUUUGAAUGCUUCUUUUGAAAAAGAAGAGACAACUUUUAAUUUCGAUGAAAAAUAUAUUCUUGGUUCUAAUAAAUUUUUAGGUGAAUUAGAAAAAGAUGAAUAUAAUGAUGAAGGAAAUAAAAAAGAGAAAACUUAUUAUACUGAUAGAUGCAUAUUAGAUAAAAAUCAAAGAAGAAAUUCUAUACUGAAUAAAUUAAAUAUGGAUUUGAAUGAUAAAAAAAAUAUUGGAAAUAUGAAUAAUAAUGAAACAUUAAGCAGUCAUUUAUCUGAUAACAAAAACAAAAUGACUACCUUUAAUAAAUCUAAUGAGAAAAAGCGAAUAGCUAAUUUAAGAGAAAUUAAUAAAGUAGAUGAUGAAAAAGUGCCAAAAGAAGAAGGAAUGGUAGAUAUGAAAACAAAUAAUAAAAUGGAUUUUACAGUGCAAAAUAAUGAAAUAGUUCACUCAAUAAAAGGUGGUAAUAUGAGCUAUCCUGUACAUGAUAUGCAAAUGAAUUAUCCGAUGGAAGAUAUGCAAAUGAAUUAUCCGAUGGAAGAUAUGCAAAUGAAUUAUCCGAUGGAAGAUAUGCAAAUGAAUUAUCCAAUGGAGGAUAUGCAAAUGAAUUAUCCAAUGGGUUGUAUGCAAAUGAAUUACCCGAUGAAUGAUUUGCAAAUGAAGCAUCCAAUGUCAGAUAUUCAGGUGGAUUAUUCGAUUCAAGAUACUCAAAUGAAGUAUCAGUUGAAUAAUUCAAUGGGUAAUUCAGUACAAAAUAAUAACUUACCUUCAGAAUUUCCCAUGAUGAGAAAUGGUGCAUAUCCAAUGAAUAAUAACUCUACAAAUAAUUAUGGAAAUUUUCCAAACAAUAAUUGCAACAAAAUGUUUGUAAAUAGUGAAUGUGUUGAUAAGAGAUUUAAUUUAAAUAACAAAAAUUUAGUGUCAUAUAACAAUGAAAAAGGAAAAUGUGAUGAAGAUUUUACUUUAAAUUAUAUUAUUCAAAAGUAUGAUGACGAUGAUAAAUUUUUUUGCAGUAAUAAUAAUUUAGCAAAUGAUGAUAGAAAUAAUGAAUUAAAAAAAUAUACUGAAGGAAUGAAUAAAGUAGUAGAACAGAUGUAUUUUUAUGACCAUUUUCAUGAUGAAUAUAAGAUAUGUGAUGAAAAAGUUAAUUCUUCUAAUGAUACCUACAAUGUUAUCGAUACCUCCUUAAAUUUAAAUGUAAUAAAUGAAAAUGAAAAUGAAAAUAAAAACGAUAACAAAGAAAGUAAAAAAAUAAUUUCAAAAAUGCAAUUAAAAAUAAAUGAACUAGAAAAAAAUAUAGAAGAAUUAAUGAAUAAAAAUAAACAGAAAACACAUGAAUUAGUAGAAAAAAAAGAAAAUAGUUACACUUCUAAUAAAGAAAAAUCAAAAAAUAAUAAUAUAAUAAAUAAAUUACAAAAAGAAAUAGAACAAAUAAAAAAAGGAAUAUUUAGAAAAAAAAAAAAAAAAAAAAAUAAUAAUAAUAAUAAUAAAUCUUUUAAGGUAGAAAAAGAAAAAGAAGAAAAAAAGGAAGACGAGGAAUUAGUAAAAGAUACUGGUGUAACAGAAAACAAUAAUUUUAAUCUAGAUAAUAUAAUCAAUCAUGAUAAUUUAAAUAAUUUAAAAAAUGAAAUAUUAGAUAAUGUAUACUAUUAUAUAUAUGAAUCAUAUGAUCAAAAAGAUUAUGAAAUUCUUGAAAACCUAGCUAAAAAACACGAAACAAAAGGAAGAAAGAUAUGUUAUAACGUGAACUUACCAAAAUAUAAUUUUAAUCAUAAAAGAACAUCUAGCGCAUGGUUUUUAAAUCCAGUUUAUGAAAAUUAUAUGCUAGAAAAAAGAAAAGAGGAAUUUUCAAAAAUUGAAAAAGCGGAGUUUUUGUUUAAUGAAGAUAAAAUUAAUGAUAAUUCUAAAAAAGAAGAAAAUAAUUGUGAGUUUGCGUCAGAAAUAAGAGAUAGUGAAUUCUCUUAUGAAUCUUUUAUAAGCGAAAAAAAGAAAAAAUUGAAGAGAAGUAAAAUGGAUUUAAUAAAAAUAAAAAAUAGUAUGAUUCAUAAAAAAGGUAAAAGUAUUUCAUUAGAACAGAAUAUGUUGUCAAAAAGGAAAAAUGAUAUAAAUGAAUCUGUAAAUAAAAAACAAGAAGAGCAGCAACAAAAUAAUUCUAAAAAGGAAGAAAUGGAACUAUAUCAUAAUGAUGUAGUAAAUGAUAUAUUCGGAGUCAUAAACAAUUAUGUUCAAGAUAAAUCAGUAUUUGAUAUAUUUAAUUCAAUUAGUUAUGUUGAAGGUGUUGAAAAUAAAAAAGUCGAAGAAAAAGAAGAAAAUAUGAGUAUAACAAAAGAAAUACUAAAAAAAAAAAAAGAAAAAGAAUUGCUAGAUUUGGAAAUAGAAAAUAAGAAGAAAAAAAAAGAAUUAGAAGAAUUAGAAUUACAACUAAUGGAAAAUAAAAAGAAAAAAAUUGCAGCAAAUAAAUUCAUUCAAGAUAUAGAAGAGGAGAUGAAGCUAAAGGAAGUAAAAGCAGGAGAAAUUAUAUGUAAGGAUGUAAUGAAUAAUGAAGAUGCACAUAAAGAGAAUAAUAAAAAUUUAAUUAGAAAAGAUGAAAAUGUACAAGACAUAAUAGAUAAUAGAAUUAUAAAAAAAGAAUAUGCUAAUAACAUGGAAGAAAACAAUAAUGUUAAUAAUGAAGAAGAAAAAAAUACUAAAGAUGUUGAAAAAAAAAAUUAUGUUAAUAAUGAAGAAGAAAAAGAUACUAAAGAUGUUGAAAAAAAAAAUUAUGUUAAAAAUGAAGGAAAAAAAGAUUCUAAAGAUGAUAUGCCGCAGCCUUUGCAGCAAAAAGAAACAGAUGAUUAUUUUAAUGAUUAUUGCAGAAAGAAAAAAAAAGAAAAAAAAAAAAAUAACUGGGCCUUAUAUGGUAGACCAAUAGUAAAAAGAGAAAAAAAAAAUAUGGUUUUGAAAAAAUUGUCAGCUUCAAAGAGCGAUAAUGGUUUUAAUGAUUAUACUUUUAUUGCUGAAAAAUUCUUUGAAGUUAUUACUGGAUACAAAAGUGAACCCGAUAACUUAUCUGAUUAUGAUGAAAAAUCAAAUGUAAGGAAAGAUACUAUAGAUAAAAACAAUGAAAAAGAAAAUUUAUUACAAUUAAAUAAAAAAAAGGUUGCUAAUUUAAAUAGAAAAAUGAAACAAAACAUUUAUGAAAAUGAGAUUUUUUAUAAAUUGGGAAGACCAAAAUAUGGAAAAAAUAAAAGAAAUUACUAUAAAAAAAAAUCGAGUUCUCAUAACACUAUAUUAAAAAAAAAUAGCAUAAAUAAAAAAAGCAAACUUUUAAAAAGAACUUUCUCAAAAAACAAUUUUUCUAAAUUUGACACGGCACAUGCAGGUAUUCUAGAAAAGGCAAAAUUAAAAUUAAAAGAGAAACUAAUAAAUUAUAAGAUAAAUUUAAAUAGUUUUGUUGAUAGAAAGAAAAAAGAGAAUGGUCAUUUAGAAAACGAUUUGAUAUAUAAUAUUAAGAAAGAUAAUAUAAUUAAUAAUGAGAACAAUCAAGAUUUUGACUUGAAAUAUAAAAGGAAAUUAAUUUAUCAGGCUUUAGAUACUAGUGAUUUAACUAUUGAAAAGGAUGUUAAUGAAAUUGAUGAAAUGAAAAAAGAAGACUUAGAUAAAAGCGAAAUUGAAAGUAUUUUAAUAGACAAAACAUAUUUGGAAAAUAACUUAAGGGAAAACAAAAAAGAAAAAAUUGAAGAUUUAAAAAAGGUUGGAGAAUCGAAGAAACAAGAUAAAAUAAAAAUAUUAGAAGAAAUGAAGAAGCAAGAAGAAAUCAAAAGAUUAGAAGAAAUGAAGAAGCAAGAAGAAAUCAAAAGAUUAGAAGAAAUGAAGAAGCAAGAAGAAAUCAAAAGAUUAGAAGAAAUGAAAAAACAAGAAGAAAAAAGAUUAGAAGAGAUAAAGAAGAGAGAAGAAGCAAAAAUAUUAGAAGAAAUGAAGAAACAAGAAGAAAAAAGAUUAGAAGAGAUAAAGAAGAGAGAAGAAGCAAAAAUAUUAGAAGAAAUGAAGAAACAAGAAGAAAAAAGAUUAGAGGAGAUAAAAAAGAGAGAAGAAGCAAAAAUAUUAGAAGAAAUGAAGAAACAAGAAGAAAAAAGAUUAGAAGAGAUAAAAAAGAAAGAAGAAGAAAAAAUAUUAGAAGAAAUGAAGAAGAAACCAGAAAAAGAAUUAGCAGAAAUAAAAGAAAAAGAGGAAAAAAAAAAAGGUAUUUUUAUUGAUUUUUUUAAAAAAUUUUAUCAAAAAAAUCCUUUAUCAUAUUACCUACCCGAUGAUAAAGAUAAAACUGAGUAUUUAGUAAAUGACGAUGAAUAUAAACCAAUUAAAGGAAUGAACACAAUUUUCUUUAAUACAUUAGAAAAAAAUUUAGAAAAAGACAUAAAUAAUGAAAAUGACAAAUUCACUGGUAACGAAAUAGAUUCAAAAGAAGAUAUAGAUACCAAAAAAAAAGAAAUGAAAAAUUUAAAUAAUAUAGAAUUAAGUAAUUACAAUAUUUUUGAUCAAAAAGAAAAACAAAGGAAGAGAAAUUUUAGAGAAAGGAUGUCUAAAAAUAAAAUUGAAUCCAAUAAAACUUUAAAAAGGAAAUAUAGUUCAAAUAAAGUAGGAAACAAAUCAUUAGUAAAGAACUCCUAUAAAAACAAUUCUAUAAUAAUAAAUAAUCUUAUAAAUAAAAAAAAAGAUGAAGAAAAGUUGAAAGAAGAGAAAUUAAAAGAGGAAAAGUUGAAAGAAGAAAAAUUAAAAGAAGAAAAAAUGAGAGAAGAAAAAUUAAAAGAAGAAAAAAUGAGAGAAGAAAAGAAAAAAAAAUUAUUAAAAAUGAGGAAUAAAAAUUUAAAGUAUAAUAGUUUACAUGAAGAACAUUUACGGGAUCUUAUAGAAAAAAAUAUGAGUAAUAAUGAGAAUUUUUUACCAGUAGAUGAAGAAUUAUAUGUUGAGGAAAAAGAUGAUAUUUUUGAAACGGAAACAGAAAGCUCUUUCUUAAAAAUUGAUGAUAAUGAUUAUGUAAAUUUAAAUUCUUUAAAAACUCAUAUCUACAAUGAAUCAAAUAAUGGAAAAAAAAAUGACAAUAAAUUAAGAGAGUAUUUCAAAAAUAAUUAUGAAUCGUCUAACGCUGAAAUUGGAUCUAUGUAUCCUAUGAAAUUUAUGUAUUCAGGUGAGUUAAACGGUACCAAUAGUUAUAAUAUUUUUAAAAAUGAUGAAAUAAUAGAUGAUGAAUUAAAAAAUGAAUUGAAUGAUUUUGAUAUUAAGAAUGAACUAGGAAAUUUAACAAAUGAAAUUUUAAAUGAUAGAAAUAUUAAUUUAAGUUAUAGCGAUAAUUUUUCCAAAAAUUACGAAGAUAUUUAUUUUGAUUUUGAAAAAAAUAAAUUAGAUUCAGAAGGAAGCAAUUCUUAUGAUUUAAAUAGUUACAAUUUAUAUGAAGAUAUAUCGAACAAUUCAAUGGGAACAAAGAAAAACAGUAAUAGCUUUGGUUCAUUAAAAAGUUCUUUUUACAAACAAGGAGAUCCAUUCACUAAUUAUUCUUUUGAAAAAAUUUUGAAAAAUAAGUAUAAUUACAAUGAAAACUCUUCAAAUGUUGAGAAAAAAAAUGAUGAAAUUAUAACAAAUAUCAUGAAUAAUUUAAAUGGUCUAAAUAAAAGAAUUAAAUCUAUAGAAAUGAAUUACAAUUUUGAAAGAGAAGAAAAAGAUAAAUUAGACAUGUAUACACACGACUUGGAAAAAGAUAAAAAAUAUUCAUAUUUUAAUUAUCAAAAUAAAAAUAAAUUUAAUGAAAAUAAAAGAAAUAAAUAUGAAGAUCUUUAUUCAAAUUAUUAUUAUAGAUAA